CUUCUCCAGCACGUUUUGGAGGUAUGUCGCCUGCUAGAGCUGCUGCAGUGGAUCUUUCAACCAGAGAUCUACCCCCUAAGAAGCACAAACAUAAAGUGAAGCAUAAAAAGAAGCACAAGGAUGAGAGGAGGCACAAAAGCCCAGAGGAUAAUAAGUCACAGUCAAAAGAUAGUAAGGAGGACCUACCACACCUUACAGACGCUACAGAACAUGAUGUUCCAAUUGAAAACAUAACACCAGAUAUACACUGGAACUCGUCAGAUGUGAGAGAAUCCCACUUAGAUUCUUUACCACAAGCAGCACUAAAUCAGAUAUCACACAGCUCUCAACCUGCAUCCAACACUGGGGCUCCCAUACAGUCAUCACGACACAAACUCUCAAUAUCCAUAAAGAGAGUCAGUAAUGCCAGCUAUGUGGCAUGUGACUCCAGUCAUUCUGAUGGAGAGAGAACUGUUACACCAACUGUACCCAGUGGAAAUGAAGAUGAUAUCAUUGAGGAAGCUCAGGGAGUUGUGUAUAGUGAACAAGAGAGUAAAGAUGAAAGACCAAAAGACAUUUGUGAGAGUGUUGAAUGUGGGAAGGAUGUGCCCUUAGAUUUGCCUUUGCCAUUUGAUGGAGGAAAUGACAGUGCAGUUAAACCCACAGAAAUGACCGCACAGAGUUACCCAUUGUUGACAGCACCCUCGUACUGUGUGGAUACACCAGAAUCAAUGAUGCCUGGAAGUGAUUCCCCAGGAAGUGAUGAAGCUUGUAGUGGUGCAAUCCCAGAUUUCCCCUCUAGAGCACCUAACAUGGAUAGUUUAGAGGACCAUCCCAGUGCUGCUCUGCUAAUGAAGUUAAGCUGGCAGGAGGUGGAGAAAUGUGAGCUUGAUGAAGGCAGAAUAAUGAAUGUUGGAGAUGUUGUGUGGGGAAAAUCCAUGGUUUUUCCCUGGGGGCAGCUAGGAUUCCAUUGUUUUUAUUUUAUUCUAUAUGAUAAUUUAGGAACUGGUGUGCCCAUCGGCAAACAACCUGCAAUUGCAAAAAUGCGUGUUGAUCUUUAUUUCAGAGAUCUUGCAGGGCUUUCACAUGGUUUCUUCCAGUAG
Messenger RNA from Penaeus monodon (black tiger shrimp), 1082 nucleotides. RefSeq lists its product as uncharacterized. The record is from RefSeq and is a predicted model, not a curated record. NCBI's taxonomy places the organism in Eukaryota, Metazoa, Arthropoda, Malacostraca, Decapoda, Penaeidae.